Messenger RNA from Saccostrea cuccullata (small rock oyster), 2234 nucleotides. RefSeq names its product tubulin gamma-1 chain-like. Lineage: Eukaryota; Metazoa; Mollusca; Bivalvia; Ostreida; Ostreidae. Gene Ontology annotation, cellular component: spindle; gamma-tubulin complex; microtubule. The record is from RefSeq and is a predicted model, not a curated record. Gene Ontology annotation, molecular function: structural constituent of cytoskeleton; GTP binding. Gene Ontology annotation, biological process: microtubule nucleation; mitotic spindle organization; mitotic sister chromatid segregation.
GUAAACAGUACCCGCCAAGAAUACAAGUUUAUACGGGAAAAAUAGUACACACUUAGUUGUUAUUUGCGGUGGGGAACUGUUCUAAGUAAACUUUAACAUGCCUCGAGAAAUUAUCACCCUACAGCUUGGACAAUGUGGAAAUCAAAUUGGAAUGGAAUUUUGGAAGCAGCUCUGUGCAGAACAUGGAAUUAGUCCUGAGGGUAUCUUAGAGGAUUUUGCUACGGAGGGAACAGAUAGAAAAGAUGUGUUCUUUUAUCAGGCUGAUGAUGAACAUUAUAUUCCGAGAGCAGUUCUGCUCGAUCUCGAGCCUCGUGUCAUCAACACAAUAAUGAACUCACCCUAUGCCAACCUGUACAACCCAGAGAAUAUCUACUUAUCUAAGCAUGGGGGUGGGGCAGGAAACAACUGGGCUUCUGGAUAUAGUCAGGCCGAGAAGUUGUACGAGGAAAUCUUUGACAUCAUAGACAGAGAGGCUGAUGGAAGUGAUAGCCUUGAGGGCUUUGUUCUGUGUCACUCUAUUGCUGGAGGUACAGGUUCUGGGAUGGGGUCCUACCUACUGGAAAGACUCAAUGACAGGUUCCCAAAGAAGUUAGUGCAGACGUACUCUGUGUUCCCUAACCUGGACGAAAUGUCGGACGUGGUGGUCCAACCCUACAACUCACUACUCACUCUGAAGAGGCUCACUCAGAAUGCUGACUGUGUGGUUGUAUUAGAUAACACAGCAUUAAACAGAAUAGCUGCUGACCGACUUCAUAUAGAGACUCCAAACUUCUCUCAGAUAAACCAGCUGGUAUCAACGGUCAUGUCCACCUCAACGACGACACUGCGUUACCCUGGUUACAUGAAUAACGAUUUGAUUGGUCUAAUUGCCUCACUAAUCCCCACCCCUCGGCUCCACUAUCUGAUGACAGGGUACACACCCCUGGCUACAAACUCACAGGUAGCAAGUGUCAGAAAGACAACCGUCCUUGAUGUCAUGCGGCGACUCCUACAACCAAAGAACAUGAUGGUGUCCACUCCAGUCCACAGACAGGCAAACCACUGCUACAUCUCAAUACUGAACAUUAUACAGGGGGAAGUAGACCCCACACAGGUACACAAAAGUUUACAGAGGAUCAGAGAGAGGAAGUUGGCCCAGUUUAUUCCCUGGGGACCAGCCAGUAUCCAGGUGGCGCUGUCUCGGAAAUCCCCAUACAUCCAAACGGCUCACAGGGUCAGCGGUCUAAUGUUGGCCAACCACACCAGUAUAUCUACGUUAUUUGAGCGUACACUACAACAGUAUGACAAGCUAAGAAAAAGAGAAGCCUUCAUGGAUCAGUUCAAAAAGGAAGCCAUAUUUAAGGACAACUUAGAUGAGUUUGAUAACUCAAGGGAGGUAAUUCAGCAGCUGGUGGAUGAAUAUCACGCAGCCACAAAGCCAGACUACCUCUCUUGGGGAACACAACAGGCUGUAGCAGCAACAGGGGAGAGAAUUUGAGACAAGACCAUCUACAGUUUUCCAUUUCAAAGCAACUGAUCUACUGCAUAUAUCGACUGUGUAUCUAUGACAUAAGUGUUCAUAUCUUCCUCUUUUAGAAGUUGACAUACCUUUACAGAGGAAACUGGGAUCAGUGUUAAAUGUAAAAAUGAAACUCAAGCCAUCUUUUUUGUUUUAAACAUUGGAAUUUAUUAUUCUGCCAGCAUGCAUUACAUGUGUAUUACACAUGUAGAAAGAAGCAUAUAUGCUAAAUAUAAAUAUGCACAUAAAAAACCCUGAAAUUAUGUUCUGGUAUACAAGGCAAAAAAAAAUUAAUUUCUUGGUUCUCAGGCCCUCCCUCAUCUCUUCCAAGGGUGCCUCAUUGAUCAUUUUUAUUGCUUAUUCAAUAAAAUAAAAACAAUAAAUCACCUCCCUCAUCAUUUUUUGAGGUUUUGCACAAUGUAAAAAGCUGCAUCAUCAUGUUUGGGGGACAACAAAAAGUAAAAAAAAAAAUGCCUCCCUCCCUCAUCAUAUUUCUUGAAAAAAAAAGGCUUGAGAACCAAGGAUUUAACUUUGCAUGGCCUAAAGAGAAGAUCACCCUAACUUCAUAAAAACACCCUAUAAAUAAAGCUCUAUAGUGCAGUGUUUAGAGCUUCCUUAACAACAUGUAAAUCUAAUUUAUGUAGACAUUUCAAGUCACGUUCUUCUUGAAACAAUUUAUUUUUGAUAAAAUUUGAAAUGCCACAAAUCUUGAAAUAAAGAUUUGUAGAUAAAAUUA